Messenger RNA from Neoarthrinium moseri, 1365 nucleotides. RefSeq lists its product as uncharacterized. Gene Ontology annotation, molecular function: monooxygenase activity; iron ion binding; heme binding. The record is from RefSeq and is a predicted model, not a curated record. The coding region runs from base 1 to 1365 and encodes 454 amino acids. Lineage: Eukaryota; Fungi; Ascomycota; Sordariomycetes; Amphisphaeriales; Apiosporaceae. The transcript has 6 exons.
AUGUCCGCCUUCGUGAAGCAGUUGCCGUUCUGGCAUUCGAUGCCUGCCUUUGGCGAAGAGGACAGUGACACGCCUCGGCUAAUCUUUCUAGCAUCUCUCAUAGUAACACUCACCUGGCUAUUGAUAACGCAAUUCAAUGACCCUCUGAGAAAAUAUCCAGGACCGUUCAUUGCCAUGACACGCGGCGACUCGCAUCUGCGCUGGGAGGCUCUUCACCGCAAGUACGGCCCUGUAGUGCGUGUCGGACCCAAUCUUCUGGACCUUGACCACCCGAGCCUCGUGAAGACCAUCUACAACAACUUCGACGGCAAGUUCCUCAAGAACAACUUCUACCGCGCUAGUAGUGCCAUCGUGAACGGCAAGAUUACAUACAACAUCUUCAGCAUGAAGGACCCUAUGGAGCACGCGCGGCAGCGCCGGCCCAUCGACAAGUUCUACACCAUGAAGGGCAUCCUGUCCCUCGAGGACCACGUCAACGACAUGGUCGGCAAGCUGUGUUCCGAGAUCGACUCGCGUUUCGCCAAGCAGGGCGUUGUGUGUGACUUGGGGGAGUGGAUUGGCUUCUACGCGUGGGAUGUCGUGGGCAAGGUGACGUUCAGCCAGCCGUUCGGCUACAUGCAGCACGGCCGGGAUUUCGACGGGACCCUAGCCAUUGCCGACAAGUCGAUCGACUACUUCUCGCUGGUAUCGCAGAUGCCGUUCCUGGACCACUGGCUGGACAAGAACCCAGUGAUGCGCGUGGGCCCCCCGGGCUUCGGCAACAUCACGCGCAUCUCCCUCGAGCACCUGGCGGCGCGUUAUCAGGGCACCGACGGGGCGUAUCACGACGCUGCCCGGCCCGACUUCCUCGAUCGUUUUAUAGAGGCCAAGGGCUCUGACGGUGACGUCGUCGACGAUGGCCAGAUAAUCUCAUAUCUCAUGAUCAACAUGAUAGCCGGCGCCGACACGACCGCCGUGGCGAUCCGGUCCCUCAUCUACCACGUGCUGAAGCACCCGGGGGCCAAGGCCAAGCUGGUCUCCGAGAUCCGCUCCUCACUGCCGUCCCCGGACAAGGCGUCGCCGGUCGCCUUCGCCGCCGCCAAGGCGCUGCCGUACCUAGAGGCCGCGGUGCGCGAGUCGCAGCGCAUCUUCCCGAGCGUCGGACUGACGCUGGAGCGCGUGGUCCCCGCGUCGGGCCUGGCGCUGCCAGGGUGCGACGGCGCCGUGGUCCCGGGCGGCGUGCACGUCGGCAUCAACCCGUACGUGGUGCAGCGGACGCCCGGCAGCGUGUGGGGCGCGGCGCCGGACGCCUUCGACCCGGAGCGCGCUGGCUGCGGGCCCCGGGGGAGUCGGAGGACGGGCACGCGGCGCGGCUCCGGGCCAUGA